Molecule: messenger RNA, 1764 nt
Organism: Anguilla anguilla (European eel)
Lineage: Eukaryota; Metazoa; Chordata; Actinopteri; Anguilliformes; Anguillidae
Exons: 6
Coding region: 167-940 (257 amino acids)
Source: RefSeq, a predicted model, not a curated record
GUGUGUUCACACGGAAACCCACAGGCUUGCGAUACAAUAGCUCCUCCCACUUCUCAGAACCAUCAUGCUUUGUAUAGCACUGUGACCACAGACGACCAGCCAGAACAGGAAGGCAAGCGUAGCAUGAAGAGCAAGAAGACCACACAAUCUCUUUGAAACGGCUAAAAUGGACUUCUUCUUCUUCAAAAUAUUUUAUCUACUGCUGCUGAAAGCAACGGUGGAGGCCGUGGCCAGCAGAAUUACGUUUCAUCCACAGACGCCCCCGCUGGUCCUCCUCAGACCCUUCCUGACGCUCAACUGCAGCUUCGACAUUGAGGGUGACGCCUACCGGGUUAGGGUUAGCGCCUACCGGGUUAGGGUCAACUGGUUUAAGAAGGAAGGCCAGAGCUCAGGCUGUGGAGAACCCAAGUUCUCUUCCGGCCUGUCCAAUGAGACAGCGAGCCUGGUGACAAGGGACCGAGUCACACAGUGGACGGGACGUAACUGGUCAAGCCUGACUUUGAGAGACGUUACAGCCAAUGACAGUGGGUGGUACUUCUGUGAGGUUGUGGUGGAGAUUCCUAACUUUCAGCAAAAAUGCAACCCUGGAACUGAAGUUAUCGUGCCAUCUUCACUGAGAAGUUCCCCUGCUACUAAAACUGCAGCUAAACACACAACACCUCGCUCCCCCGCAUCACUCCCACAUCAUGUGAAUGCACACUGGUGGGUGUGGGUGACAGUGGGUGUUGGAAGUCUUAUGCUGGCUGCAAUCUUUAUUGGUGGUGUAAGGAUACUAUGCAGGAGGAUGAGAUGCCAGAAUAAAGAGAAUCCCAUCUAUGAGAACAUGCAUCCAGUGCACAAGAACGCGGGUCAUCCCCAGCCCUCCCCACGCCCACGAACGCAGCAGAACCCUUCUGAUCCGCCGUCCUCAGUACACCCGGGGACACCCAAAAUACUCUGAACACCUGGGCCUGAACAGUGACCGGAACUGUAGACGGCUCUCCACGGAACCGAUUCUCCCCAGAACGAUCCGUCACAUACCGCGCGGCACAUCGUCUUCAGCCGCUGCAGUGCACGCGCUCCUCUGUGUGCGCGUGCCUUUACUUACUGGUUUUGUGCACAGUUCCCAAUACUCCCUCUUUCACCAUGAUCUUUGCCAACCUUUGUUUUUAACUGCCCACGUCAGUCGAUCACUGUGAGCUCUUUAGUUCAGGUUUGAGCGUAAUUUACCAAAAGGAAUCCGUUUCAUGGGUGGUCGAAGCAUGGAAAAUGGUCACACGCUGCUGAACGAGAACCGAGAGCAGAAAGGAUUUGAAUUCUGCUUCUGGAACACUGAGGGAUCGCUCUGAUUUAGGUUGUUGUACCUUCGUGCCCCACUAGGCAGCAGUCAACGAUAGGACCAAACCUAUGGGGUGGAUUAACACGGAAUUUAAAAGUGUUUUGUUCAUUCUGUCAUCUAGCCACCAUAUUGUGCAAUCUGUUGUUUAUGAUGUCUGCCAGUUUUUGAGUUCAACUUUCAAAACAACUGCUUGUACAGGCAGUCUAAAUAUCUCUGCAUUAAGAUGCACUUCGUGUACGUUGUCAAGAUGGAGAAGAGGCUGGGAAAGAGAGAGAGAGUUGAAUUUGAAGAUAAACUGUUGGAAAUUGCUGGUGAAGUCAAACAUUAGAAUGGAGUUAAUUGAGGCCGUUUUACUGUAGCACUUCUGUGUCUUUAAAACCUGUUUUUCACUUAAUUCAUAUGUCAUUUGUAUUGUAGCAGUGUUAAUAAUAAAUCAACACAGACCA